Messenger RNA from Salmo salar (Atlantic salmon), 5640 nucleotides. The record is from RefSeq and is a predicted model, not a curated record. NCBI's taxonomy places the organism in Eukaryota, Metazoa, Chordata, Actinopteri, Salmoniformes, Salmonidae.
CAAUGCGUCUCCCCUUCAGUAGCCUACAGAGCUGUCCGUGGUGUAGUGCGCCGCGUCAACUUUAGCAACUCCUCAAUUGCAAGGAAUAACAUAUAUUAACGAGAACAACAAAGUGGGAUUGUACACUAUUGACCGAGACAAGAGUAGAGAAUAGGAGACAAAUAUUGCAAGCUUAGGUGAUUGCCAAGUUCAUUUGGAUCCAUAGCUUUGUUGCUGGGAAAUCGUGCAGGAUCUCCGCGGCUUCAUUCGUACACUGGGGACGGAGAAGGAGAAUUUAGUAGGAUUUUGUUAUCUGCCUUCUAAAUGACUCUUAUGACUGGAAUCGGCAUAAUUUCCACCGGGCAAUAAUAACCAGGUACCUGGACUCUAUCUCCUCUUCUGUGCCUGGAAGCGGAGGGACCAUGCUGUGGGACAAAAUGUGGUGGCUGUCCACCAUGCUGGCCCUUUCGGCCCAUGCACUGCCCACACUGCCCAUUGAGCCCCUCUCUGCCCCUCGGGUUUUCCUCUCCUUCAAAGAGCUGCGAUCUACUGGCACUGCCCACCACUUCUCCUUCCUGCUCAACUCAACAGACUACCGUAUCCUGCGUAUGGACGAGGACCACGACCGCAUGUACGUAGGCAGCAAGGACUACAUCCUGUCCCUGGACCUGCAUGACAUCAACAAGGAGCCGCUCAUUAUUCACUGGCCUGUGGCUCCUCAGAGGAAGACAGAGUGUGUUUUGUCGGGGAAGGAUACCAACGGGGAAUGUGGGAACUUCAUCCGUCUGAUCGAGCCGUGGAACCGGACCCACCUAUACGUGUGUGGAACAGGGGCCUACAACCCCGUCUGCACCUAUGUGGACCGCGGACGCAGGUCCCAGGCCCACUACCUGCAGGCGGCCCAGUCCGGAGGGAGGACCAACCGGGCGGCAGAUUUCACCACUACGGCAGGGCCUGUGGAGCCAAAGGAAUAUAUCUUCCGUUUGGAGCCAGGCAAAGUGGAUUCGGGGAAAGGCAAAUGUCCUUACGACCCUAAACUCAACAGCGUCUCAGCUUUGAUCAAUGGGGAGCUCUACGCGGGGGUCUACAUUGACUUCAUGGGGACAGACGCAUCCAUCUUCCGUACUCUGGGGAAACAGACAGCCAUGAGGACGGACCAAUACAACUCCAAAUGGUUAAAUGAUCCCACAUUCAUCAAGGCACACCUCAUUCCAGACAGUGCUGAGAAGAACGAUGACAAGCUCUACUUCUUCUUCCGGGAGAAGGCUUCAGAGAUGGGCCAGAGCCCCAUGGCCCAGUCCAGGAUAGGCAGGAUCUGUCUGAAUGAUGAUGGUGGACACUGCUGUCUGGUCAACAAGUGGAGCACUUUCCUGAAGGCCAGACUCAUUUGCUCGGUACCUGGAGUGGACGGCAUAGAGACCCACUUUGAUGAGCUCCGGGACGUGUUCAUCCAGCCAACUCAGGACACCAAGAAUCCUGUCAUCUACGGCGUGUUCUCAGUUUCAGGGUCAGUGUUUAAGGGCUCAGCAGUGUGUGUCUACUCCAUGGCUGACAUCCGUCAGGUCUUCAAUGGACCCUAUGCUCACAAGGAGGGGCCCAACUACCAGUGGGUGGCCUACACUGGGAAGAUCCCCUACCCUCGGCCUGGGACGUGUCCCGGAGGUACGUUCACCCCCAACAUGAAGUCCACUAAGGAUUACCCAGACGAGGUGAUUAACUUCAUGCGGAACCACCCCACCAUGUACCACGCUGUAUACCCAAUACACAAGCGCCCCCUGGUGGUCCGGAACAACGUGGACUAUGAGUUCACCACCAUCACUGUGGACCAGGUGGCCGCUGCCGAUGGGAGCUACGAGGUCCUAUUCCUGGGGACAGACAGGGGGACGGUUCAGAAGGUGAUUGUCCUGCCCAGAGAUGACCUGCAGACUGAGGAGCUGGUGUUGGAGGAGGUGGAAGUGUUCAGGGUGCCAACUCCCAUAACCACCAUGAAGAUUUCAUCCAAAAGGCAACAGCUGUACGUGGGUUCAGUGUUGGGCGUGACCCACCUGGCCCUCCAUCGCUGUGACGUGUACGGGGAGGCGUGUGCUGACUGCUGCCUGGCCCGGGACCCUUACUGCGCCUGGGACGGCAAAUCCUGUACCCGCUACUCCGCCUCGCAGAAGAGAUCUGACCCCUCUAGGCGCAGCCGUCGACAGGAUGUCAAGUAUGGCAACCCAAUCCGCCAGUGCAGAGGCUAUAACUCUAACGCCAAUAAGAACACGCUGGAGAUGGUGCAGUAUGGGGUGGAGGGCAGCACUACGUUCCUGGAGUGUCAGGCCAGGUCCCCUCAUGUGUCUCUCAAAUGGCACCUGCAGAGGGAGAACAGCGACAGGAGGAAAGAGAUCCGCUCUGAGGGCCGGACUGUGAAAACAGAGCAAGGUCUGCUUCUGCGUUCCCUCCAGUCGUCCGACAGCGGCGUCUACCAGUGCACGUCCACAGAGAAGAACUUCAAACACACGCUGGUCAAGCUGCAGCUGGUGGUCCUGUCCAGCCGCACGGUCAACAGUGUCCUGGUGGAGACGGGCAACCCGGCCCUGCCACCCCUCCAGUCCAGCGCCUGGACCCCCAGCGCGGGUCAGUACAAGGACCUGCUGACCAUUCUGAGCCAGCCAGAGAUGGGUCUGAUCAACCAGUACUGCCAGGACUACUGGCAGCUGGGAGAGGGCAGUCCAGGGGACCCCAUACUGGCCAUCAGCAAGGCCCGGGGACUCAAGGAGCUGAAAGAGCAGAAGAAGCCCCGCAACCGCCGGCAUCACAACGAUGAGAAUAAGCACGAGGACGACAAAGAUGAGCACACCAACCUAGCCGAGACAUGAGGCCCCUGGACUUACACCACAGGCCGCACACUAACCCCCUACACCCCGACACCCAACCGCUCUCUCCCUCUCUGCACACCCCUCCAAAAAUGGGAAAGACUUCAAUUUAAAGGAUUCAAAAACGGAAUAAUCAAAAGCAACCAGAAAGAGAAACCACUACAAAUAGCAAAAAUAGUAAGCAACAAACAGAUUCUUCUUAACUGUUAAAAAAAAGAUGCACAGUAUUUAUUGUAGGUUGUACAUAGUAAGAUUCUGUGGAUUUCUUUGUACUUAAAUAGAAAACAAGGCUUUUUUUUGUGAAUAGGUAGCUCUGUGCAAAUAUUAUUGUUAUUAUGAUGCUAUUAUUGUUGUUAGUGUCAUUGUUUAUUACAAAUUGUGUUAUUAUAUGGCAAAGAUCUUUAUGUUCUGUCUUUUGGAGGAAGCGCAGUAAAACGUUGAAAAGACAUUUGAAAGUGUAAAUAUCUCCAGCUGUUUGGACUCAGAAGAAUGCCUUCAGAAAGGUUUUGGUAUGUUAGCUCCAUGUUGGGUCCAUUUGACUGCUGGCAGUAUGUAGUCUUUGAGGUGGGAAGAGUCAGAUCACUGAUGGAGUGAUGACCCAGAACCUCCCCCAAAGCCACGAUGGACAUUUAAUUCCCACAGCCAAUGGACUAUAAGGAUGACACUUCAUAGCAUUUCAUUGGACGCGCAGAGAGAUGAGGAAAUGCCCAUAGGAGACUGCAGCUUUGAGUUGGUCCCACGGCCACAGAGAGACACUAGAGUGAAAGGUCUGGUGGGAAAUAACGCCCUCUUCCUUUGCCCGCUGAACUGACCCUGGGGUGAAACAACUGACCCUGGGGUGACCCCAAAUCCCCUCAACCCCAAAUCCACUGUGUUCCACUCUUCUUGGGCCAUGUGGUCCAAUAUGGCUUUCUGUCUAUCCCAUAUGUUACAUUUGCAUUCAUAUUCCCCGUUUCCUCCAGAACUAGUUGAUGUGUUCUGUUUGUGUAGAGUAUCUGUAAAUAUAACACUCAAUGUUGUACCAUUGAGGCCAUGAUGGUUAGAAUAAGCUGUUUUUUUUUUGGGGGGGGGGGGGGGAUUGUUUGUUGUUAUGGGAUUUAAAUAGCAUUGCCUUCUCUUUGUACACCAUUGUUCAAUUGAGAUUAAAACGUCAAGCAGGCAGCUAAAUCAUUUGUGCCAAUUUGAUUAUGCGCAAUUAUGACAAGGGAUAGAGAACUUUUUCACUUCUUGUUGAAUUUGGUCCCAUUCUCUUAGUUUCCAAACUAAGCCGUAAAUACACUGGUUUGCAUUCCAGCCAUUUCCCGUUCUCCUUAUGGGUUCAGUUGUUUCAUAGGAAAUGUACUUAACAUUUCUAAACCCCUCCAAUCGUCCCAUGUAGUUUAAUCUCACAGCUCUCUUAGUAAUGUACCGUUAGUCCACAUUGUCUUAAAUCAACUAGCGCGACGAUUCCGCCCGUACUGAUUUGUCAGUUGAGGGACUAGCAUCGCGUAGGAGUGACGCCACCUGACGUACGACAACGGUUAGCCCAUGUAAGUCACUAAAGCGAAAGUGCAUGAAGACUGUUUUCAGUGUUCUCGUUUGACUGGUUGGAGAGGGACACCGUAGCUUUCUCGGAGCUGUUAUGUUACAUAACUCUCACUAUAGAAUUUAAGCAACUUCUCUGAUCAGCCGGUGUUGAUGGCAUUCUGCCUGGAAAGGUGUCACAUGCCACAAAUGUGUAUCGCGGAACGUCUCCAUGUAUAUAGCUACAGUCACUAGAAUGAUCAGCUCUUGAAAGCACACGCCAAACUCUUUGGGACGGUGGCUUUUCAUUGUGUGCAUGAAAUGUAUAAUGUCCUGUUUAUGAUACUAGUUCAACAAGCUACAGUAUGUUGCUGCGGAUGUCUCUCUUGUUGCGGGAACAUGGGAAUCAUGUCAGUGCAAGGAAAGGCAGAUGGACUCAUACCCUAGUGAUGGAAUAUUCAAAACACAGGAGAUGUACACUGAGUGUACAAAACAUUAGGAACACCUUCCUAAUAUUGAGUUACACCUCACCCCCUUUUGCCCUCAGAACAGGCUCAAUUCGUCUGGGGACUGGACUCUACAACGUGUCGAAAGCGUUCCACAGGGAUGCAGGCCCACGUUGACUCCAAUGCGUGCCCCAGUUGUGUCAUGUUGGUUGGAUGUCCUUUGGGCGGUGGACCAUUUGUGAUACGCAGAGGAAACUGUUGAGUGUGAAAAACCCAUCAGCAUUGCAGUUCUUGACACAAACCGGUGCGCCUGGUACCUAUUACCAUACCCUGUUCAAAGGCACUUUUGUCUUGCCCAUUCAGCCUCUGAAUGACACACAUACACAAUCCACGUCUCAAUUGUAUCAAGGCUUUAAAAUCCUUCUUUAACCUUCUCCUCCCCUUCAUCUGCAAUGAUUGAAGUGGAUUUAACAAGUGAUAUCAAUAAGGGAUCAUAGCUUUCACCUGGAUUUACCUGGUCAGUCUAUGUCAUGUAAAGAGCAGGUGUUCUUAAUGUUUUAUCAACUCAGUGUACGCCCCUAUGUCUCUUUCGCUCUCUUUCUCUCUCCCUCUCUCCUUCUCUCUCUUUCUUGCUCUCUUUCCCCUCUCUCUCUCUCUCCAAAAAGGUACAAUUGAUUAGCAUAUUUUAAAUAUAUGCAUAUUUGGUUAUUUUUUGGUAUGGGUUAAUGAGGGAAAAUCAGUUAAGAUAACAUAAAGCACAGUUGAUGUUAUUGUAAUGACUUGUGUAAAUUACUCUAUCCUUUCUCCUUUCUCAUUGAUGUUGCUGACUAAAAAAAUUAAAGCUCUAUAUUUUAUAAAAA